Messenger RNA from Exophiala bonariae, 1116 nucleotides. RefSeq lists its product as uncharacterized. Lineage: Eukaryota; Fungi; Ascomycota; Eurotiomycetes; Chaetothyriales; Herpotrichiellaceae. The record is from RefSeq and is a predicted model, not a curated record. Gene Ontology annotation, biological process: negative regulation of gene expression via chromosomal CpG island methylation; protein ubiquitination. The transcript is spliced from 2 exons. Bases 1 to 1116 code for a protein of 371 amino acids. Gene Ontology annotation, molecular function: ubiquitin protein ligase activity.
AUGGCUCUACCGCCAGAUACCGACCCAGAUGACGAGGACUUCAUGACGCUGACAGAGGUUCAAGAAGUUGUGAAAAUAAUCGACAAAAUAUCAAUCAUGCCGGCCAGAACGAUGCGCAUCUGUAAUCAGUUCCGAAACUUGGAAGAAUGGAUCCGAAGAGCUCAAUACAACUCGGUAACUCGAGAAGUACUAGACCAGUCUUUGGUACUUCCUCGCCUCGAGGAAUUUCUCUCUGAUGACCACGCCCCAACCAGAGUGAACAAAGAUAUACCGGUCAACCUUGUGGAGAACCUCACAAUAAUUUAUCGGAAAUGGGACCAUGGUGAUCUCAGUGUACUCGCUCGCCGUGGCCUAAUCCAAGGCAGCGAAUCAAGUCCCUUCUAUCCAGACCCUGACUGGUCAUACCGACGGUCAGCCGACUUCUUCGGCCAUGGCCACUUGGUCAAUGGCCAGACAUGGAACAAACGGGUGGAAAUGAGCCGUGACGGUGCCCAUGCCCCUUUCAUGGCUGGAAUCUACGGCACUAUGGAACAAGGUGCGAAGAGUAUCGUUAUGGGAUACCAUGACGAAGCAAAGAAGGAAUUUUAUGCCGAUAUCGAUCAAGGCGAACGAAUCUGGUAUAUCGGGACCGGCCAUCGUCGUCAAGAGACGGAUAUCGAGCCCACCAAUGUCAAAGAUGAAGUCAAGCACGAGCCCGGUAUGGUCCAUCUUAACAAAAGAGGGGAUGACGCAACUGCAGGGACCAAAGCAUUGAUCACGUCCUAUCGGACCAAGCGUCCGGUCCGAGUUUUUCGAUCUUUCCGCCUUGCCAAGAUUGUAGAGUAUCGACCCGUCAGGGGUUUUCGCUAUGAUGGACUCUACAAAGUCGUGGGGUACGAGCUGUUGAAGCAACAUCGCCAAAUCUAUCGCUUUGAGCUAGUCAGACUGGACCAAGAGGAAGGCAAUCAAGGUCCCCUGAGAGAGAAUCUGCCCCCUCCGAAGCCUGCGAAGAAACGUGAACGAGAAGAUGACGAUGAUUCGCCUGAUGAGUGCAAACAAACGAAACCUCCAAAACACAGGGCCACAGGGUCUAAAGGUCGAGGAAAGAAGAUCCCAGCAGCCAAAACCGAAAAGUGA